Molecule: messenger RNA, 5760 nt
Organism: Schistosoma turkestanicum
Lineage: Eukaryota; Metazoa; Platyhelminthes; Trematoda; Strigeidida; Schistosomatidae
Source: the annotation of a GenBank genome assembly
AUGGAAUCAUAUAUUAUCUUCGAUUCCUAAGAAAUCUCUCCUUAAAAUAAACAAUUAAUCGAUCUUUUUUAAAAUUAUCAUUCCAAUAAAAGGAAAGGAGAGUUAAUUAAUUUAAAUAUGAAAUUUAAAUUUACUCUCCUUACAUCAUGGACAUUAUUGCCAACAUCCUUACCAGAUACUGAUUGUGAAGAUGAUGAGGCAACAUUAUUUGUACAAUACUUAACUGAAUACACAGAAAAUAAGUAUGGUUUAAAUGUAUUUUGUCCAAAGCAACGUGGUGAAGCAUUUUUACAGAAUUCUUUUCAUUCAUUUGAAGAGAGAUUCUUAACACAUUCUGAAUAUGCAUUACUAAUUGUAUCUGGUCAAAAGGCAUCAUGUUUAGAUCAUAUUUAUCCCAGAUUUCUUGUAUUUUUCACAGCGAAAAAAUCAUGGACUGAACGAGUUUUAAUUAUAUUUUUGAAACAACCAACAUGUACUUUUAAUUUCGAUGUUAGUUUAUUGAAACAUCCACCAAUUUUAUUCAAUGACGAUUCAACGAAUCAAUGGAUUAAUGAUGAAGAAUCAUGGUUGAAAAUAACAGAAUUGAUAAAACAUAGAUAUAUUCCGUCAAUGAGAGAGAAUUUACCAAAAUAUCUAAUUACACCCACCAAAUAUAACAUUGGUGGAUGGAUGUCUGUCACGGAUCUACGUGGACAACCACUAGCUGUCAGAAUAACUAAUAGUUCUAGUCAGACUGACUCAAUACCAUCUAGCUGGCACGAUCUCACGGGUAUUGAACCAAUCAACAGAAUGAAAAAUGUUUUAUACCCAACACAUCCUAUUGGACAACGUCUAAGCCAAUCAGCAGGUGCGUUUGGAUAUUCACCCACACAAUCACAUGACAGUACGCCAAGUCUACAUUUACACGUGAACAAUUAUUUUAAUCGUAAUAAAAGCGUGAGUCCAAGAUGUUUUACAAGAAAGAGUCAAUAUUAUAAUACAAUAACUGGAUUAGAUCCUUGUUGCUCAAAUUCAUCUAAAAGUCAAUACAAUAUUAUUAACGAUUAUCAUCGAGUUAAAUGUCAAAUUGACGAAACAUCACAUUAUGAAAAUUCAUUCGAACAACUUGGUAAACAUAACUUUGAAAUCAAUUUUAUUUACAAGACAAAUCGAAUGUGUAUUCCUCACAAAAAGUUUAAAAUUAAAUCGUGUGAAUUUCUAAAUGAAUCUAUAUUGUCAUGUAAAUUAUCAAAUCGUAAUAAUAAGUCAACCGAUAUUAUCAAUGAUGGUUCAGAGUAUAGCAGUAAUGUUUUAACACCAAAUCGUACAACGAAACAUCAUCAUCAUCAUCAUGAUGGAAAGAUUAAAUUCUUAUCUAAAAAACAUUUAUUAUUCAAAAACUCAGAUCAUAUUUGUAUACCAUCAAAAAAAUUUUUGAAAUUAUUUAAAUUUAGACUUAAAAAAGAUGUACAUUCUGUAAGUGAGAAAUUUGGCAUAAAAUCACAAUUAGAAUUAGCUAAAGCUGUUAAAACAUUAUCUGAUGUUGGACAAAAUUUAGUUGAACAUUCAAAAGAUACUGUGAAUGAUUUAAAUCCCAUUGAAAUUCAACAACCAUCAUGUUCAUAUAAUACUAUUGACAAGCCUAAUUUAAGUAGUUUAAGUAUUCAUAUAGACAUGGAAGAAGAACAACAUGACAAAAGUACAAACAAUAAUGAUAGUUUCCAUGAUUCAAGAUAUUCACAAAGUACACCGAUUCAAUCAAUGAAUUUCGCUGAUUCAGGCUUAUGGAGUAUGAGUCAAAUAACUAGUGAAGAUUGUACUAAUUCAUUGCAACAACAUUUGAUAUCAUGUUCAGAAAGUCCUGUAUUUGAUAACUUCACUGAUAAUAAUAAUAAUAAUAAUAAUAGUCAGACAAAUGAAAUACCAUUACAGAAAUCAAUUACAAAUUCAAUCAGCUCAUCAUAUUGUGAAGAGAUGAAACCAACACCAUGGUUAUCAAUAAAAGCACUAGAUAAACAGUCAGAUCAUCAAGUGAUGUCGGAAAAAUCAAAACAAACUGAGAAUACAGUAAAUCAACAAUUCGUCAACGAUCAAACAUUCAAUGCUUCGAUCAAUAAAGUCAAUGAGUUUGAAUCAAAUAAAACUAAAAGUAACACUGAUAAUAAUAACCAUAGCAAUGUAACUCAAGACUUAAAUAAUUCUAUGAAUUCGAUACCUUUCAAUUCAAAUUCAGUAUCUUUCGAAGAGAGUAAACCCGUUGACAAAUUAUUACACUCUCAUAUUUCGACAAUAAAACCAAAUGAUCCUAAAGAAAAUUUAAUUUCGUCAAUUUCUCUUUCGAAAGUAGAUGAUAAUGAUAAUGGAUCUUCAUCUGCUUUUGAUGAAGAUUCUACAAAACUUUCGACUUUUCAACAAAAUUCUUUAGUUUCAUCAAUGAUUGAUUCUACAUUAGAACAGCGAAAUCGUUGCUCUAGGGAAUCAUAUCCGUUGAAUGCAGAUCACUUAACGAAGAUCAGUUCAAAAAUCGACAGUAUUGUUAACUCUUCCAUAGAUUUACAACCGAUUAGUGUAGAAAAUGAAAAUAAUCCAGGAUCUGUUUUUGAUAUACAACAAAAUAUGAAUCGUGUUGUAAUUCUAACUGCACAAAUUCCAACGAAAUCAUUGAUGAAAUCAACGUCAGAUACUCUUAAAGACAAUUCUUAUUUCGAUAAAAGUUUUAAUAAAUCAAUAAAUAAUAAUAAUGUAGAAAGCAUUGAAUAUCAUAAUGUUAUUAAUGACUAUCAAACUAACAAGUUACAAUCUACAGAUGAAUGUUUACCGAAACAGUUCAAUGAACAAUUGACAACAACAACUAAACAUAUUGAAGAUAUCAUGCAAUUAUUGCCUACUGAAAUUUCUACAUCAUUAAAACAAGAGAAGGUGGAUUCAUCAAUUGUUCUUGAUCAUUUGAAUGUACAUGAUGUAUGCACAAUUGAACAAUUGAAUGUCAAUACAUUUAAUGAAUUUAUCAAUGACCAAUUAAAAAAUAAUCAAUCAGUUCCAUCAGACCAAAUAAAGCCAACUGUUUUAUUAUCAUCACAUGAAGAUAUGAAAUCAGUAGACUUAAAAUCAAAUUUGAAUAAUACACAAGAUUUAAAAAAUAAUUCAUAUGGAAAUUUGACAACAAUAAUAUCAAAUGAGCCAUAUAAUAAGAUUGAUGAUAAAUCGGAAACAAAAUAUGAUUUCGAUGAUGUAACUGACAGAAAAUCAAAUGACACCGAAAAACUUGAAAUCAAUAAAUUAACAACUGACAAACGGGUUUCAACAACCGAAUUAAGUCAGCUGUCGACAGUGUUACAGCCUGAUCAGUUUUAUACACCGAUUCAAUGUCAAAACAGAAAUAUGGAUAUUUUAAAUAGUGUCAACUCGACUACAGUCGACCAUCUACAAGACUCAUAUCAUCCACAAACAACUAGUAAAGAACAAUCAUUUGUGAAUAAGAUAAGUGAAUCAAAUGUAAAUAAAUAUUAUACGAAUGUUAUUGAAUCGUUAAAUGAUCAUAACUCAACUGAUCAAACAAAAUUAACAAAAUCAACAAAGGAAUUGUCGAAUCAUUCUAACAGUAGCCAUAAUAAUACAUUGGAUAUUGAUGAUUGUUGUAAUAAAGUCGUCAUUAAAACAGAGAAUGAUUCUGUCGACUCUGAGAUUAAGGAUCUUUUACAAAGGUGUUCAUUAGAGGAUAGGAAUACUAAAUUACUGAAUACAACUAAGUCUUCAUCCAUACAAAUUCCUAUUUCAGCAGUAAAUAAACCUGUAAAUUAUUCCAUCGACAAUGAUAUGCUGAAUGAAGAUAGUUUAACUUCAAAAAUGAAAUUACCAACAACAUCAGAACAAUUAUUGAAUGAUGAUACAACUAUUAAUUAUGCACUCAAAGACGAAAUUACAUUAAACUUGUCGUCAUCUUCCAGUACAAAUAAUUAUUCUAAGCUAAAGGUGGAUCAAGAAACUGACAAUCAUUUAAAUGAAUCAUUUGUUGACACAUCUCUAGGAAAACAGUUUCACCAUGAAGAUUCUGAUGACGUAACUGUAUUUAGUGACAAGAAACAUGAUGACAGGUUACAGAUUACUAGUCAUGAUAAUGUUUCAUUGAACAAUUCCAAGAAAAUUCAGCAAUUCAAAGAAACCAGUGGAGACCCUCACGUUCAGAAUGAUUAUGAUUCUUAUUCAAACACAGUCACCUCAUUGAAAGAUUCCAUAAUAACAGACACUAGUAAAACUAUGGUUACUACAGUGGUUCAAUGUUCAAACCAAUCUACUAUUAAUUCAAGUUUAUUAACAAAUGAAAAAGAUAAUUUUGAAAAUAAUACUUUCACAGAACAUAAUUCAUUAUUUCCUAUUGAUUCAGUGAAACAAUUUGAUGUUUUGGGAAUAUCUACGCCAGAUAAUACGGACAGUUCAAUGCUCGAUAUGUCUGUCAGUUUGCUUCAUAAGGAAACUAAAGACUGUGUAGAAAAUGAUAUAAAGUUUACUGAUCAGCUAGAUUUGACAUCUAAGGAUGAAUUUAGUAAGGAAAACUAUCUAUGUACAACUCCAUUGAUUACGGCUUAUAAAGAAAAUGAUUAUCGUCAGUUGCAUAGUAUCGAUUUCCCUAAAACACUCUCGAUUGGAUCACAAAAGUCUACUGAUGAUGAUUCGGUUUUGACCAAAAUUAACGAUUUGCCAGCUUCACAUAAUCACCUAACCGCCAGUGAGCAAUCAUUUAUGAAAAAUACUGCGGAAUCGUCAUCUUCAACUGAAAACAACUAUUGUAUGGAUAAAAUGAACUUCAAUGUUAUCAAGCCGUUCAGCGAGAUUACCUCAGUCGAUCUGACAAACGUAAAUCAAUCGACAGCAAAACCACUGUUAGAUUCAUUGUUUACAGUUUAUAAAGAAGAAGACUACGCUCAAUUACAUAAUAUUGACCUGCCUAAAAAAGCGAUUGAAUUAUUAGGCACUGAAAACUCUUCCUUAUCUAAACGACAAGAAAGAAGUUCUGACGAUGAUAACGAUAAUGAUAUCGGAUCAAAUGAUUUAACUAUAUCUCCCACAUUUACCAAUAAAACAAAUAUCAUGUUAUCUAGUGAUAUUUCCGAUCAUAUUGAAAUAGAUUUUAACAAUAGUCUAUCGACACCACCACCAAGUCGAGAUAGUGUACAUUCAGAUUAUUCGAAUAUCACAAACACUUUAAUGAGUAUUUCAUCAAAUAAUUCAAUGAAGCUAGAUUUGAAUUCAACAGUAAAUAAAUUGAAUUCUUUAAUUCAGCAUGAAUAUCAUUUGAAUGACAGUGUUAAUACUGCUACUACUGCCAAUAAUAAUAAUAAUAAUAAUAAUAUCUACUGGACUGAUUCAAAUAGUUUAACCAAAGACAUUGAAACUACUGAACAACCAAUACGAUCAAUUCUGGUUGAUAAUUCUUUAGAACAAUCAGAACGUACAUUAGCUAUUUAUAAUACAUCAUUAAAUCAGUUAUCACUGGUAGCAGCAGCAGCAGCAGCCGAAGGAGCAACAGAAAGUUCAACUCAUGCAAUCAAUGAAAUUUAUAUUGAUGAUGAUUAUAUUCGUUUAUCAUUAGAUAAUAAUGAAAAUGAGAAAAGUAUUCUGGAACCUGAGAAACAGACUGGCGAGAAAAAUGGGAAGCACAAAUCAAACCAACGUUUUAUAUUUACUUCACAAGCUUACUGUCUUUUCACUGCAUUUUUCAAUUUAGUUCUUAAAAUAGUUCAGAAACUUAUGAUACUCUUAGUAUUUACUACGUCACGAUAG